GGUUGUACGCUCAGCAAGCGAUACGUUACGUGAAAAUAUUUUUCGUAACGUAUUUUAUUUCUAGUUGAACAUGGCUAAAAGGAAGAAUAAACCCCUGAUUGACUCCGACUCCAGCAGCGAUUGCUCAGAUUUGGACUCUCAAUUUUUAAAUUUGGCCAAAAAGAAGAAGAAACCCGAUGAGUCCCCACAACAGAAGUCCAAAAGCAAAUCUGGUAGUGAAUCGGACUGGGAUGAUGACGAUAAGAAGCAAAGUAAAUCAUCAUCAUCCUCCUCAUCAUCAGACUCAAACAGUGAUUCAGACAGUGACACAUCCAAGAAGAAAGAACCGGCUAAAACUAAUAGGAAGAACUCAUCCGACAAAGACACAGAAGAAAAGAAAAAGCCGGAGAAGAAAGAGGCUUCUAAACCUGCAGAAGGAAAGAAAGAUGUUUACAGCGAACCCGAAGAAGGUGAAGUAUCAUCACAUUCUUCGGACAAUGAUUCUAUAGACUCUGAGGAAGAGUUUGAUGAUGGUUACGAUGAAAAUCUCAUGGGUGAUGAGGAAGAUCGUGCGAGGCUUGCCGCCAUGUCGGAGAAGGAGAGAGAACAGGAGAUAUUCAAGAGGAUAGAGAGGAGAGAUUUGAUGAAGACUAGAUGGGAGAUAGAACGCAAGCUGCGUCUCGCGCGCCGCUCGGCCGCGGAGCGCGGGGCUUCGCCCGGGGAGCUGUCGCGGCGGCGGGAGGCGCGCCGGCGACGACGGCAGCAGAAGAUGAUGAGACAGAAGCCCCCACCUACUGAGAAACCAUCAGAAGAACCUAAGGAACCAGAAAAAGAGAAAGAAAAAACACCCCCUAGUCCCGGUGAAAUUAACGACGAUUCAAAUAAGACAGAAGACGCCGAAGUCGAGCGUUCAGCCUCCCCGUUGUUCGGAGCGAAGACCGAACGUAAACGUAACGUGGACGACCGCAGACUGACAGCUAUGGCGGCUUUACGAGCUCAGCGAGACGCCAGGGCAGUGCGAGUCGAGAACCAGCAGAAGAUGCAGCAGAAACAGAAGGGGGAUGAUGAUGAUGGAGAGGAAGACAUAAUAGGGGGGACGAGUAAACAGAGUGUGAAGUUGAAAGCCUCAGACAUCUACUCCGAUGACUCCGGCUCGGACUCUGAUGAUAAUAAGAGUACAGGUCGUCGCAGCUCAACCAGCUCAUCGUCAUCAGACACGGAGGAGCCGCGGGAGAGAAGAGAGAGGGAGAGAGAGAGAGAGGUGGAGGUGAAAUACGCCGACACCGCCGACCAGAUGAACAAGAUACGGCUGAGCAGGUUCAAACUGGAGAAGCUAGUGCAUCUGCCGUUCUUCGCUCGCGUGGUGAAAGGCUGCUUCGUCCGCAUCGGCAUUGGGAAUAAUAAUGGCAAUCCUGUGUAUAGGGUAGCGGAAAUAAUCGACGUGUACGAGACCGCCAAAGUCUAUAAUCUGGGUAACACGCGCACCAACCGCGGACUGAAACUGCGGCACGGCGCGCAAGAUCGAGUGUUCAGAUUGGAGUUUGUUAGCAAUCAGGAGUUCACAGAAAGCGAGUUUCAGAAAUGGUACAAAGCGAUAAAGGACGCGAACAAGAAACCGCCCACCAUGGACUUCGUGCGAUCCAAGAACAAUGAAGUCAAAGAGGCUUUGUUGUAUGAGUUUAAGGAAGAAGACGUAGAGAAGAUAGUAGCGGAAAAGGAGAGAUUUAGAUCACAUCCCACCAACUACGCCAUGAAGAAAACACAACUCAUGAAAGAGAGAGACGUAGCACAGUUGAGGGGUGACGAGGAACUAGUGAUGGAUCUCAACAGCAAGAUCCAAGAGUUGGAGGACCGAGCGAGUCAGCUGGACAAGACUCGGACUUCAUCUAUCCAGAGCAUAUCGUACAUUAACAACCGGAACCGGAAGUUGAACGUGGAGACCGCUGAGAAGGCGAUUAUGGAGGAGGUGAAAGCCAUGAAAGGCAAGAAGAUAGACGAUCCGUUCACCCGCCGACACACGAAGCCCGUCAUGAACUUCAAGUCCCAUCAGGGGACGCGCUCUCAGGAAUUACAAAAGAAUGAAGAAGCAGCCGCAGAGGAACAGAAGAAGAAAGAAGAAGAAGAGAAAGCGGAUAAAGAGAGAGAGGAGAUGCAGCGAUUGAUCCAAAGCGACAGCGCGGCGAGCGAGCCGAAGUCCACAGACAACACCAGCCUGUACUCGCUGCACGACUUCGACAUCAACAUCGACAUCGACCUGCCUAUACCCAAAGCGGUGUCCAGUCAGCCGAAGCAACUCAACGUGAAAGUGAAAGAGACUGGCCCCAAACGGUCACUCAAUUUAGAAGAGUACAAAAAACGCCACGGACUCAUAUGAGUGUUACUGGAAGUGAAGUGAAGUGACUAUAGU
This is a messenger RNA of Aricia agestis (brown argus), 2386 nucleotides long. RefSeq names its product RNA polymerase-associated protein Rtf1 (gene Rtf1). The record is from RefSeq and is a predicted model, not a curated record. Gene Ontology annotation, cellular component: Cdc73/Paf1 complex. The transcript has 20 exons. Lineage: Eukaryota; Metazoa; Arthropoda; Insecta; Lepidoptera; Lycaenidae. Bases 71 to 2353 code for a protein of 760 amino acids. Gene Ontology annotation, molecular function: RNA polymerase II C-terminal domain phosphoserine binding; DNA binding.